AUGGCCUCUAUGUCACAUAUAUCGCCGGUGCUUAUUGCCAAUCGAGGGGAGAUUGCAGUCCGGCUCAUUAAGUCUGCCAAAGCUCUCGGAAUCAAGACUAUAGCAAUAUAUACGCCAGUGGACCAACAAUCUCUUCAUGUUCGUCUUGCAGAUAAAGCGGUGCCGCUGACUGGAGGAAACGCCGGUGGCUACCUGCAAACCGCGGAAAUUUUGGAAAUUUGCCAGGCAGAAAAUGUUGCCAGCGUAAUACCUGGCUAUGGCUUCUUGUCGGAGAACACCGACUUUGCCGAAGACGUAGUAAAGGCCGGCAUGACAUGGAUUGGGCCCAGCUCCGACACGAUCAAGUCAUUCGGAAUCAAGCACACGUCUCGGAUUCUCGCGGAAGAGGCUGGCGUUCCUAUUGUUCCAGGAACCAAGGACUUAUUGAAGAGUGCUCAAGAGGCGAGACAGGCGGCAGAGGCGAUCGGAUUCCCGGUCAUUCUCAAAGCUACAGCCGGAGGUGGUGGUAUGGGCCUCCAAGUUUGCAAUAACUCGGACGAGGUGCAGCAUUACUUCGAGACCAUUGUUUCAAGAGGCCAGACGCUGUUCAAGAAUGCUGGUGUCUUCAUGGAAAAGUACAUUGCUCAGGGUCGUCACAUCGAGGUCCAGAUCUUCGGUAACGGGCUGGGCGAUGCCAUAUCCUUCUUUGAAAGAGAGUGUUCCAUCCAGCGUCGUCAUCAGAAAGUCAUCGAGGAAUGCCCCAGUCUAUUCGUGGGGAAGACUCCAGGGCUCCGCCAAAAGCUGAGUGAUGCGGCCAUUCGGCUUGCCGAGUUGGUCAAGUAUAAGUCCGCCGGUACGGUAGAGUUCCUAGUGGACGAUGAUACCGGCAGCUUCUUUUUCCUUGAAAUGAAUACCCGUCUGCAAGUGGAGCAUGGAAUCACGGAACUGUGCUACAACGUGGACCUUGUCGCCAUGAUGUAUGAACAGGCGGCCGCGGAAGCCUCGCCACUUGGUGGCAUUAAGCAUCUGAAGCAACGCCAGCCAACUGGGCCACAGGGUGCAGCUGUUGAAUUGCGGCUUUACGCGGAGAACCCAGUUCGCAACUAUGCGCCUUCGCCCGGUCUCUUGCAAGAUCUAGAGUGGGCUAAGGGGGACAUCCGUAUCGACACAUGGGUGACGAAAGGUACCAACAUAUCGGCAUAUUAUGAUCCCCUGCUUGCCAAGCUCAUGGCACAUUCGCCAACUCGGGAGGAAAGCAGCGAGAAGCUGAUCCGCUUCAUCGACGAUUCCGUUAUUGCUGGACCACCAACAAACGCCGACUUUCUGCGACAGAUCCUGGCAUCACCGCCAUUCAAGGCUGGACAGACAACCACAAACUUCCUCUCGACCAAGUUUAACUACAAGCCUUGCGCAAUUGAUGUCAUCUCGGGGGGGCCUCUUACACACAUUCAGGACCUCCCAGCCUGGUUUGGUGUACGAAAUGGCGUACCUGAGUCCGGUCCUAUGGAUCCACUGGCAUUCCAGAUCGCGAACAUCUUGGUUGGCAAUGAGCUAACCACGGAGGCUCUGGAAAUGACCGGUGCUGGCCCGGAACUCCGCUUCUUGGCAGACGCCCUGGUUGCCGUCAGCGGGCCCGAUAUUGCCAUCGAAUUAGAUGGUGAACCCAAGAAAUCUUGGGAGAGCUUCGCUGUGAAGGCUGGUCAGCGGCUAUCACUUGGGAAAAUCAGGGGUAACGGUUGUCGGGCAUACCUGGCCAUCUCGGGGGGCUUUCCGUCUGUCCCCAAGUUCAUCGGCUCCAAGUCCAAUGCAAUUGCUUGCAAUUUUGGCGGAUAUCAAGGGCGAAGGCUGGCUGCAGGUGAUUUGAUUUUCAUAAAGGAGCAAGAUGUCAGUCGGCUGUCUCAGUUUACAAGGGCCUUCCCGUCUGAUCUACUUCCCAAAUACGAGUCGGACUGGGAGAUUUAUUGCGUCCCUGGUCCACACGAUGUAGGUUUCCUGACCAACAGUGGAAUUGAGACUCUCUACAACACAAAAUGGAAAGUGUCUCACAACGCCAGUCGAAGCGGUAUUGCGAUUGUUGGCCCAACGCCAGAGUUCAGCCGCCAAGAUGGUGGAGAGGGAGGAGGCCAUCCGAGCAACGUUCUCGAAUAUGGCUAUCCCCUUGGAGCCGUGAAUUGGGCUGGCGACGCCGCAAACAUUCUGCCAUUAGAAGGCCCAGAUAUGGGUGGUUUCAUAUCCACAAAUACCGUUGUUCGCGCAGACUUCUGGCGACUCGGCCAAGUAUCACCUGGUAACACCGUCACGUUCAAACCUAUCUCUUUUGAUAGCGCCAUAGAGCUGCGUAAACGUACGAUAGAUUUUAUAUCGGCGAUUUCUGAAGCCUUUAAGCGACCUGGAGGCAUCAAGGAUUUGAGACCCCUUGAUUGGGUUGUCCCGAGCGACCAUGUAUCUGCUGUCAUCAAGGAGAUUCACGAGACAGAUUCACGACCACCAACGACGUACCGACAGGCUGGUGAUACAUACAUUCUUGUGGAAUAUGGGCAGCAAAAGUCAUCGCUCAACCUUCGGGGUCGUGUAGAGCUUUUGGCCAAUGAGAUAGAAUCCUGGAAAGACGAUCGCAUCUCUGGAUGUGUCGCCACUCACAUCAACCUCCUCGUUCAGUUUGACGGCACUCGACUACAUCAAUCUGAGUUGAUGGAGAAACUCAUAAAGGCCGAGCAGAGAAUCCCAGAUGCAUCUCAGGCAAAGCUCCCUAGUCGAAUAAUUCGACUACCAUUGGUCUGGGAUGAUUCUGUGACCAAGAAGUACAUUCAGGACUACGCUGAAGCUGUUCGCUCUUCUGCUGUGUAUUUGCCAUCAAACAUUGAUUUUGUUGCUAGAAAUAACGGAAUCACUGCUCAGGAUGUCCUUGAUACUUUCAUCAAGGCUAGAUGGAUCUGCGUCUCUGUUUGCUUUUACACUGCUGUCCCUUGUAUCAUCAACUUGGAUCCACGAAAGCAGCUUAGAUGUCCCAAGUGGAACCCUCCUCGAACAGCUACGCCAGAAGGAUGUGUUGGUGUUGGAGGUAUCUCAGCAUGCCUGUACAACUCGCUAUCGCCUGGCGGCUUCCAGAUGAUGGGCCGUUCUAUUCCAGGCUGGGACUUUUUCAGCCUUAAUAAGCAGUAUCUAAGAAACAAGCCUGCUUUUUUCCGAACAUUUGACCAGUUUGAGUUCUAUCAAGUCUCGGAAGAGGAAUAUAACAAAUUUCUCGAUGACUUCCACGCAGGUCAAUUCACAUACGACAUUCAACCUGCUGAGUUUGAUUUGAAAGAAUACAACGAGUUUUUGGAUAGCAUUCAAGAUGAUUUGGUACAAGUUCGGAAGAGACAAGACGAAGCGGCUGCGGUAUUGGCAAAGGAAGAAGCUUCUCUCCUUGCAGAAUGGAAAGCUAGUAAAGCAGCAAUGGUUACAUUUGUCACUGACGAUAUUGAAAAACUCAAAGCUGAUCCAAAACUCUCGUAUAUUGCGUCGCCAAUGAACGCCAACGUCUGGAAGCUGCAGGUUAAGGAGGGUGAUAUCAUCCAGAAAAACCAUUUGAUUACCAUCCUUGAAGCGAUGAAGAUGGAGAUCAGUGUCUUCAGCGAAGAUGAGUUCAUCGGUACCAGAGUAACCAAAGUCGUUCAGAAACCAGGGUCCAUUGUUUCACCAGGCGAUCCAAUUUGCUUCGUUGAAGAAGUUCAGUAA
This is a messenger RNA of Trichoderma breve, 3699 nucleotides long. RefSeq names its product carboxyltransferase domain, subdomain A and B domain-containing protein. Gene Ontology annotation, molecular function: ATP binding; metal ion binding. The coding region runs from base 1 to 3699 and encodes 1232 amino acids. The transcript has 16 exons. The record is from RefSeq and is a predicted model, not a curated record. Lineage: Eukaryota; Fungi; Ascomycota; Sordariomycetes; Hypocreales; Hypocreaceae.